AUGCAUUCCUCUGGUUGUGGUUGCAAGGCUGAACACGAAUUAGCAUCCAGUUUUAUUUGCCUUAGAGAGUACCUAAAUAUAUCCUCAAUUAGAGUGUUGAAUAGUACCUCAGAUCCGAACUCCGGAGGCUUGAUAUUUAAGAAGUAUGGAGAGCGCCUAAGCGAUUUUCAUGUAAUAAGUGACGAUGUGGAGACUGAAUUGUUGUUUACAGUGCCAUUCUCGCAACCGUGCGAUGUGCAUAAUCUCCUGGUUGUAAACGAGAGCGACAGUGUUUUAAAGGUUAAAAUAUACGCAAAUAGACCGGAAUUUGAUUUUAGCGACAUUGAUACAACCACACCCUCCCUGAAAUUGGAUUUACCUCCAGAUUGGCACGGGUCAUUUGUACAUUCUCUAGGGUCUAGACAGUUUAGAGGAGUUGAUAACCUGGCAAUUCACUUUUUAUCUAACGAAGGAGAAGUUAAGUUGCGCUACAUUGGACUGCGAGGAAGGCCGUUAAACGUGUCAACUGGAGUAGUUGAUGUGACUUACGAAGUGACGCCCGCUCCAAAUCCCAGUGAAAAUUUGGCUGAAUUGCGUGGUUUCAGAGUGAUAGAAUAA
Messenger RNA from Theileria orientalis strain Shintoku, 597 nucleotides. RefSeq lists its product as uncharacterized. The record is from RefSeq and is a predicted model, not a curated record. The coding region runs from base 1 to 597 and encodes 198 amino acids. NCBI's taxonomy places the organism in Eukaryota, Apicomplexa, Aconoidasida, Piroplasmida, Theileriidae. The transcript has 2 exons.